This is a messenger RNA of Owenia fusiformis, 6002 nucleotides long. NCBI's taxonomy places the organism in Eukaryota, Metazoa, Annelida, Polychaeta, Sabellida, Oweniidae. The record is from the annotation of a GenBank genome assembly.
ACCCUAACAUCUAUCUCAACAAGUACACAAAUUAUUUCAACAACUACCACAUCCGCCCUAACAUCUAUCUCACCAAGUACACCAAUUAUUUCAACAAGCACAACAUCCGUCUUAACAUCUAUCUCGACAAGCACACCAAUCAUUUCAACAACCACAACAUCCGCCCUAACAUCUAUCUCAACAAGUACAUCAAUUAUUUCAACAACAACAUCCAUCUUAACAUCUAUCUCCACAAGUACACCAAUUAUUUCAACAACCACAUCAUCCGCCCUAACAUCUAUCUCAACAAGUACACCAAUUAUUUCAACAAGCACAACAUCUGUCUUAACAUCUAUGUCAACAAGUACACCAAUUAUAUCAACAACCACAACACCCGGCUUAACAUCUGUCUCAACAAGUACACCAAUUAUUUCAACUACCACAACAUUUGCCCUAACAUCUAUCUCGACAAGUACACCAAUUAUUUCAACAACAACAACACCAGGCUUAACAUCUGUUUCAACAAGUACACCAAUUAUUUCAACUACAACAACAUCCGCCCUAACAUCUAUCUCAACAAGUACACCAAUUAUUUCAACUACCACAACAUUUGCCCUAACAUCUAUCUCGACAAGUACACCAAUUAUUUCAACAACAACAACACCAGGCUUAACAUCUGUUUCAACAAGUACACCAAUUAUUUCAACUACAACAACAUCCGCCCUAACAUCUAUCUCCACAAGUACACCAAUUAUUUCAACAACCACAACAUAUAUUUCAACAAGUUCAACAAUUAUUUCGACAACCACAGGACCCAUAUAAACAUCUGUCUCAACAAGUACACCAAUUAUUUCAACAACCACAACACCCGCCUUUACAUCUAUCUCAACAAGUACACCAAUUAUUUCAACAACCACAACAUCCACCUAACAUCUAUCUCAACAAGUACACCAAUUAUUUCAACAAGCACAACAUCCGUCUUAACAUCUAUCUUGUCAAGUACACCAAUUAUUUCAACAACCACAACAUCCACACUAACAUCUAUCUCAACAAGUACACCAAUUAUUUCAACAAGCACAACAUCCGUCUUAAAAUCUAUCUCGACAAGCACACCAAUCAUUUCAACAAGCAAACCAUCCGCCCUGACAUCUAUCUCAACAAGUACACCAAUUAUUUCAACAAGCACAACAUCCGUCUUAACAUCUAUCUUGACAAGCACACCAAUCAUUUAUACAAACACAACAUCCGCUCUAACAUCUAUCUCAACAAGUACACCAAUUAUUUCAACAAGUACAAUAUCCGUCUUAACAUCUAUCUCCACAAGUACACCAACAAUUAUUUCAACAAGCACAACAUCCGCCCUAACAUCUAUCUCAACAAAUACACCAAUUAUUUCAACAAGCACAACAUCCGUCUUAACAUUUAUCUCGACAAGUACACCAAUUAUUUCAACAACCACAACACCUACCUUAACAUCUAUCUCAACAAGUACACAAAUUAUUUUAACAACCACAACACCCACCUUAACAUCUAUCUCAACAAGUACAGCAAUUAUUUCAACAACCACAACACCCGCCUUAACAUCUAUCUUUACAAGUACACCAAUUAUUUCAACCACCACAACACCCGCCUUAACAUCUAUCUCAACAAGUACACCAAUUAUUUCAACUACCACAACAUCCGCCCUAACAUCUAUCUCGACAAGUACACCAAUUAUUUCAACAACAACAACAACAACAACACCAGGCUUAACAUCUGUCUCAACAAGUACACCAAUUAUUUCAACUACCACAACAUCCGCCCUAACAUCUAUCUCAACAAGUACACCAAUUAUUUCAACAACUACCACAUCCGCCCUAACAUCUAUUUCCACAAGGACACCAGUUGUUUUCAACAAGCACAGCAUCAUUCUUAACAUCUAUAUCGACAAGUACAGCAAUUAUUUUAACAACCAAAACAUCUAUCUCAACAAGUUCAACAAUUAUUUCAACAACAAUAGCACCCAUAUUUACAUCUAUCUCAACAAGUACACCAAUUAUUUGAACAACCAUAACACCCGCCUUAACAUAUAUCUCAACAAGUACACCAAUUAUUUCAACAACCACAACAUCCGCCCUAUCAUAUAUCUCAACAAGUACACCAAUUAUUUCAACAAGCACAACAUCCGUCUUAACAACUAUCUCGACAAGCACACAAAUCAUUUCAACAACCACAACAUCUGCCCUAACAUCUAUCUCAACAAGUACACCAAUUAUUUCAACAACCACGACAUCCGUCUUAACAUCUAUCUCGACAAGCACACCAAUUAUUUCAACAAGCACAACAUCUGCCCUAACAUCUUUCUCAACAAACACACCAAUUAUUUCAACAGUCACAACAUCCGUCUUAACAUCUAUCUCCACAAGUACACCAAUUAUUUCAACAACCACAACAUCCGCCCUAACAUUUCUCUCAACAAGUACACCAAUUAUUUCAACAAGCACAACAUCCGUCUUAAAAUCUAUCUCGACAAGCACACCAAUUAUUUCAACAACCACAACAUCCACCCUAACAUCUAUCUCAUCAAAAACACCAAUUAUUUCAACAAGCACAACAUCCGUCUUAACAUCUAUCUCGACAAGCACACCAAUCAUUCCAACAACCACAACAUCCGCCCUAACAUCUAUCUCAAAAAGUACACCAAUUAUUUCAACAAGCACACCAUCCGUCUUAACAUCUAUCUCCACAAGUACACGAAUUAUUUCAACAACCACAACAUCCGCCCUAACAUCUACCUCAACAAGUACACCAAUUAUUUCAACAAGCACAACAUCCGUCUUAACAUCUAUCUCGACAAGCACACCAAUUAUUUCAACAACCACAACAUCCGCCCUAACAUGUAUCUCAACAAGUAUACCAAUUAUUUCAACAAGCACAACAUCCGUCUUAACAUCUAUCUCGACAAGCACAUCAAUCAUUUCAACAACCACAAAAUCCGCCCUAACAUCUAUCUCAACAAGUACACCAAGUAUUUCAACAAGCACAACAUCCGUCUUAACAUCUAUCUCCACAAGUACACCAAUUAUUUCAACAACCACAACAUCCGCCUUAACAUCUAUCAACAAGCACACCAAUCAUUUCAACAACCACAACAUCCGCCCUAACAUCUAUCUCAACAAGUACACCAAUUAUUUCAACAAGCACAACAUCUGUCUUAACAUCUAUCUCGACAAGUACACCAAUUAUUUUAACAACAACAACACCAGGCUUUUCAUCUGUCUCAACAAGUACACCAAUUAUUUCAACUACCACAACAUCCGCCCUAACUUCUAUCUCAACAAGUACACCAAUCAUUUCAACAACUACCACAUCGGCCCUAACAUCUAUCUCAACAAGUACACCAAUUAUUUCAACAACCACAACAUCCGCCCUUACAUCUAUCUCAACAAGUACACCAAUUAUUUCAACAAGCACAACAUCCAUCUUAACAUCUAUCUCGACAAGCACACUAAUCAUUUCAACAACCACAACAUCCGCCCUAACAUCUAUCUCAACAAGUACACCAAUUAUUUCAACAAGCACAACAUCCGUCUUAACAUCUAUCUCCACAAGUACACCAAUUAUUUCAACAACCACAACAUCCGCCCUAACAUCUAUCUCAACAAGUGCACCAAUUAUUUCAACAAGCACAACAUCCGCUUUUAACAUCUAUCAACAAGCACACCAAUCAUUUCAACAACCACAACAUCCGCCCUAACAUCUAUCUCAACAAGUACACCAAUUAUUUCAACAAGCACAACAUCUGUCUUAACAUCUAUCUCGACAAGUACACCAAUUAUUUUAACAACAACAACACCAGGCUUUUCAUCUGUCUCAACAAGUACACCAAUUAUUUCAACUACCACAACAUCCGCCCUAACAUCUAUCUCGACAAGUACACCAAUUAUUUCAACAACAACAACAACAGGCUUAACAUCUGUCUCAACAAAUACACCAAUUAUUUCAACAAGCACAACAUCCGCCCUAACAUCUAUCAACAAGCACACCAAUCAUUUCAACAACCACAACAUCCGCCCUAACAUCUAUCUCAACAAGUACACCAAUUAUUUCAGCAUCCACAACACCCGCCUUAACAUCUAUCUCAACAAGUACACCAAUUAUUUCAACAAGCACAACAUCCGCCCUAACAUCUCACUCAACAAGUACACCAAUUAUUUCAACAACUGCAACAUCCGCCCUAAUAUCUAUCUCAACAUGUACAAUUAUUUCAAAAAGCACAACUUUCCGCCCCAACAUCUAUCCCAACAGAAUGAUAACCCUAUUAUUUUAAGGGAAGACUCCAACUAUACUUUAUAAACUUCUGAAUCAAUUUACAAAUUCCCACUACAGGUCGCACCGGCAACAAAGACAUGGGUGGAUUUUUGAUUUAUUAAUUGUCUGUCAGUACGUCCCUGCCAAAAACUGCAGGACAGUUUGUAGCACAAGUCAAACCUCUUAAGUAAGGAGGAAUUGUUUACGGAAAUAAUGUUCUCUAUGACAAUUCAUGUCAUCAAAUAAAGAGAAAUACCGGGAGUCCAGUUUUACACAGAAGGGAUGUAAAAGAAUUAUGAAGACUCUUCCAAUUAUGUUUAUUUUUGUGAUAUGAAUUAUAUUUAGUUUUCAAUUAAUACUGUAUCUGAUUUUUCUAUUUGUUUAAUGGUAUCAUGCAACUUUGAACUGUUCUCGUAAUAACGACAUCCUUUGAGACUUGUAUGUAAACAUUAUAUACUGUUGUAACUGGUUUUAUGAAUUUACAUGAAGAGGGUAGAUUUCAGUAUUUAAUGUCUAAUGACAGAAUUGUCUCUUUUACUGCAAAAGCCUGUGCCGGAUGCUAAAUGAAGAGAACAUUUAAUUUACAAAACAUGAUUUAUACAUGUAUUUAUAUAUAAACACAUGACUAUAACUACCUUGGACUGUAUUUUAAUGAACACCGGGACUAUAAUGAAUCAGUAAAAAUACUCGCAAAAUCUGGCGACCGGGCUCUUGGAGCGAUGAUUGCCAAAUUUAAAUCCUUUGGAGGAUUUCCAUGUAAGAAGAACAUUUAUAUUUUAACAUGGAUAAAUUGCUUAUAUUUUGUACACCAUUUUAAAAAUGAAUUUUAAUGUACAAUAUUUUGUAGUCUCUCAAAAGCCGGUGUAAAGGGGUAGGAGGUCCUAUCAAAUUAUGUUCCUACUCUCCAUUGAUUUAUAUGGUGACCUAAAUACAACUCUUUCCCUCAUUAUCUUAUACGCAAUCAGGGCCAGUAAGGGCUGUUAAGAAGGGGGACCAUAAUCCAUCAUUUCUUUCACACCGGCAACAGCUUGAUGUCAAAGACAAGGAGACUUUAAUAAACAAUAUAUACUAUCAAAAGUGUCUUAUUGGCCCAUAGGGGGCCUUGGGUGAUUUUAAUAGUGUAAUAUUGUUUAAUACAUUUAAUUGUAUUUUAACCCACGGUUCUAAAAUAAUAUUAUAAAUAAUACAAAAAUCAAUAAAUAAAAAAUGAAAUGAAUAAAUAUCGUCUUGACUUUAAUUAUUAAGUACAUGAAAACAGCUAAGCAAUUACUAUAACUUUAGUUAUUGUGUUGAAUGUUUUUUGUAUUGCGAUUAGUCCGAUUAAAAGUCUUGCUUGACUGGUUGCAAAGUAUGGAAAAUACAAGGGACGGGUGCAAUAUGGGGCAAAUAACCCUGUGGCCAGAAUGAAUUUUAGGUCCAAAAUGAAAAUUAAAUCGUUACAUACUCUGGAAAAUAUGCAAGUGUUUUGGUCAAGUGAAAAAUGAUUUCGGGGCAAGUGAUUCGGGAUGGUCUUCAUAGAUUUUUAGCCUCUGACCCCCACCCCUAUCAGGCAGAGAGGGGGUAUAUUAUGAAAAAUAAAUAAUGAUUUUAAAGUAUUUUUCUUUAAAUUACUUCAUUUUGUGAUUGCCUUGAGCCUUGAAAUUGUGUAAAACACAUUUUAGAAGUCGUGUCUAGUGAGAAAGUAACAUUGUGACCCAACUAUCUUGCAAUAAUUCAUAGUUUGAGGGGCCAAG